UCGUACGAAAUGUGAAUGAACGUUACGCGCACGUGAAAGAAUUUAUUUACGUUCCAUUCUUUUAUGCUUUUUCUAUUUUGUAUGUUUUAAUGAAACACUAUACUUGGCUAUACAUAUAGAAACCUAGAAUAUUUAACAGAAAAUGGAAUUCAUUAAUUGUAAAAUAUAUGUGAUAGUGAUUGCAAGUUUUUAUUGUUUGGGCGUUGUCGGGCAAUACGAAUGGCAAAUUAGAGAUGCUUUUGAUGAAAUUCGUUUAAAAAUGGAUAAGAUUAAUGAUGAGAAUUGUCCUAUUCAACAUGUUGGAGAUCUCUAUCUACCAGAAGAUGCAGUCUCUCAUUUACCUGACAUUAAAGACAUUAAUAUUAAUCCUGUAUUUCCAAAUAGAACUGCUUUGCUACAUCUUCACAAUAUGGCUCUUAGUAGAUCAUUUUUUUGGAGUUAUAUUCUACAAUCUCGAUUUAUACGUCCUGCUAUCAAUGAUACAUAUGAUCCAGGCAUGAUGUAUUAUUUCUUAUCAACAGUUGCUGAUGUUUCUGCAAAUCCAUAUAUAAAUGCUUCUGCUAUAUAUUUUUCACCAAAUAUGUCAUAUUCUCCAUCAUAUAGAGGCUUUUUCAAUAAAACUAUGCCUAGAUUUGCUCCAAGAACCUUUAGAGCUGAUGAUUUUAAUGAUCCUAUACAUUUGGAAAGAAUAUCCACAAAAAAUACUUUCAAUGUACAAGAUCUUGGUGCAUUUACGAGUGACAGCCUCAGCAAAGAUUAUACAACAGAUUAUUACCGUAUAAAUGAAUGGUAUAAGAAGUGGUUACCAGAUCAUGUUGACAAAAGACAUGACACUAAAACCACUUAUCAAGUUGAAAUCAGAUAUGCUAAUAACACUAAUGAAACAUUUACAUUCCAUGGACCACCUGGUGCAGAUGAAUAUCCUGGACCGGUAUCUUGGACUAGACCAUAUUAUGAUUGUGGAAGAUCAAAUCGAUGGCUCGUUGCAGCAGUUGUACCUAUUGCAGAUAUUUAUCCAAGACAUACAGGAUUCAGACAUAUUGAAUAUCCAACUUAUACUGCUAUAUCAGUAAUUGAGAUGGAUUUUGAAAGAAUAGAUAUAAAUCAGUGCCCUAAAGGCAAAGGAAAUAAUGGUCCAAAUAAAUUUGCUGAUACUGCUAGAUGUAAAAUGGAAAGUACUGAGUGUGAACCAUUACAUGGUUGGGGUUUUCGGAGAGGUGGAUAUCAGUGUAGAUGUAAACCAGGUUUCAGGUUACCAAAUGUAGUACGACGUCCGUAUUUAGGUGAAAUCAUAGAAAGAGCAACUCAAGAACAAUUUUAUAAUGGAUUUGAUUGUUCUCGAAUAGGCUGGAUUCAUAAGAUGCCAGUACAAUGGGAAAAAACAAAAUCACAUAUUAGAGAAAAAUAUCUUGAGCAGUUCUAUUACUAUAGAAAUUAUUCCAUUGGUCCAGAAACAUUAAGAUCUGAACAAAUUAAUAUAGAUCAAACUCUCAAAUUUAUUUUAAGUGUCAAUUCAAAAACUUGCAACAGUUAUACACAAGAAGAUUUAACAUUACACGGAGACAUAAGUUUUGGUGCUAAAGAAUUCUUUGAAAAUGAAGCAAAAAUGGCAACUAGAUUGGCAAACUUUAUUAGCGCAUUUUUACAAAUUUCUGAUCCUCAUGAAGUUUAUUCAGGUAAAAGAGUAGCUGAUAGGUCACUUACCGAGGAUCAAAUGAUUGGAGAGACAUUAGCUCUUGUUCUUGGAGAUACUAAAAUAUGGUCUGCUGAAAUGCUAUGGGAUCGCAAUAAAUUUACAAAUAGAACAUUUUUUGCUCCAUAUGCUUAUAAAACUCAGUUAAAUACUCGAAAAUUUAAAGUUGAAGAUUUAGCCAGACUCAAUGAUGAAGGUAAUGUUUAUACACAAAAGAAUUAUUUUCAAUUAUUAAAACAAAGAUGGACAACAAAUUUUGAUGAGUUGGAAAAAUAUGACAUGAAAAUAAGAAUUAGGUAUAAUGAAACUGGCGAAUAUCUUAAAAAGUAUGAGCAUUAUCCUAAUUCCUAUAGGGCAGCAAACCUGAAUCACGGCCAUUGGACAACUCCGAGCUUUGAUUGCAACGGUAAAGUAAAGAAAUGGAUAAUUACCUAUGCAUCCCCAUUUUUUGGUUUGGACAACUUGAAAGAGAAACUGGAAUUCAAAGGUAUUGUAGCUGUUACCAUGGAUCUACUUCAGCUUGAUAUCAAUCAAUGCGGCGAUGUGUUUUACACUCCAAAUGCAUUUAAGAGUACUCACAAAUGCGAUGAGAAAACUUCAUAUUGCGUGCCAAUUCUCGGAAGAGGUUUUGAAACUGGCGGAUACAAGUGCGAAUGCAAACAAGGUUUUGAAUAUCCAUAUGAAGACCAAAUUACAUAUUAUGAUGGUCAAUUGGUAGAGGCCGAAUUUAAUAAUUUAAUUAAUGAUCAAAAGACUAGAUAUGAUAUGUUCAAAUGUCGAUUAGCUGUUGCUUCGUCAGUUCAAGUUAAUCAAUUACUGUUACUGACAUCGGUAAUAUUGUACUAUUAUCUAGGUACUAAAUAAUUUCUGAUAAGUGCGAUAGUGUGAUGUAUUAUUAUUCCGUCCAUUAAAAUACGAUUUGAAGAAUCGUAUUUUGAAAAAUAUUA
Eufriesea mexicana is the source of this 2640-nucleotide messenger RNA. RefSeq lists its product as uncharacterized. The record is from RefSeq and is a predicted model, not a curated record. The transcript has 12 exons. The coding region runs from base 143 to 2557 and encodes 804 amino acids. Lineage: Eukaryota; Metazoa; Arthropoda; Insecta; Hymenoptera; Apidae.